Molecule: messenger RNA, 1506 nt
Organism: Zasmidium cellare ATCC 36951
Lineage: Eukaryota; Fungi; Ascomycota; Dothideomycetes; Mycosphaerellales; Mycosphaerellaceae
Exons: 2
Coding region: 1-1506 (501 amino acids)
Biological process (GO): rRNA processing; DNA-templated DNA replication
Cellular component (GO): nuclear pre-replicative complex
Molecular function (GO): protein binding
Source: RefSeq, a predicted model, not a curated record
AUGCUCACAGAGCACUUCAUAGCCUCUGUGGGCACUCCCACAAAGCCGCCGGGGACAAACAUUGCCAAAGAUGCAGCCAUCUUCCUCCACGAGUUCCAGCCACUUUCUCAGCAGCGAUCCAUCCUCAAGAAAUCCGCUACAGCUCCGAACUGUCUGGCUGUGAGUGAGACUCACAUAUUUGCCGCUCAAGAAAACAAAGGCGUUGUACAUGUCUACAACCGAGAAAAGGGCAACCAGGAAGCAAUUGUGCCUUUUACCGAACGGAUCUCCUCCAUCACUUUGGCCUGCAAUGACUCCGUACUCAUCCUUGGAACUGUUGAGGGACGCAUCUUUUUAUGGGAGACAUACUCCGGGAGGCAAGUGACGACUACACAAGCACACCUGCAAGCGGUCACUUCGGUCAAGGUAGAUGCGACAUCGAACUUUCUCCUCUCGGCAUCCAAGGAUUCCACGGUGCAUGUUUGGUCGGUCCCAGCUCUGCUCUCCUUUUCAACCGCUGGCGAUGUCUCACCGCUGAGGACUUUCUCAUCACAUCGCGGUGAGAUCACUUCGCUGGUACUUGGACACAGCGCCUCGCAUUGCAACUUCGCCGUGUCUGUAUCGAAGGAUAGGACUUGCUUGAUAUGGGACUACCGGACGAAUCACCUGCUGCGAACAUACCUUUUGCCUGGUGUUCCGCUCUGCUUGUGCCUGGACCCUGCCGAUCGAUCUGUCUAUGUGGGAUAUGAGGAUGGCAGCAUACAACAGAUAGACUUGUAUGCCUCACCUAUUGGAUCUCUUGAUGCCGUUCAGAAUGGCAAGAAUCCGACCGAUCCCGUUCAGCCGCCUACUUCCUCAAUAUGGAAAGUUGCGGACUCUUCUCAUGGGGCUACGCUUAGCCUCGAUGUUUCCUUCGACGGAAAUGUGGUGAUAUCUGGCCAUCAGUCCGGUGCUAUUCUGAGCUGGGAUGUUGCAAGAGGGAAUUUCAUAUCGUCGCAGACACAACACACGCUGCCGGCGCCGGUGAACUGCCUGUCUUUCUUGCCCGUCACUGGAUUUGCUACAUCCGCUUCGACAAGUCCGCAAAAGAAUACGAAGAUCCAUGAAGCUGUCAAACCUAAGUUCGCCGCCUUCGAUACUGCAGACUCUGGUACGGUACCCGGCAACUAUACUGUUCAAGUCCGGUUCCCCAAAGACCUGCACCUCUCACGGAGUCACAAGAAGCCAUCAGAUUUCAUGACUGCCCUUACCGCUCCAUCAUUUCCAACGGCAUUGCUCGAUGAGGGUCUCUGUGAACUCGCAUCUUGGGGCAAAACUGCCUCAAAUCAGUCCAACGGACAUCUCGAAUUGGACGCACUGAGGAGAGUCCAAAAGACAAGCUUUGACAAAAUGGGAAAGCUGAAUGAAGACAGAAAAGCGCUGUUGAAGCGCGAACAAGCCCGGUUGGCAAGAAAGGGUAGUCGAAAACCCAACGGCAAGAUCGCCCCACAGAGCGACGAGGACCUUACAGACGAAGAUUCUGGAUGA